Molecule: messenger RNA, 1846 nt
Organism: Lobosporangium transversale
Lineage: Eukaryota; Fungi; Mortierellomycota; Mortierellomycetes; Mortierellales; Mortierellaceae
Exons: 1
Coding region: 8-1780 (590 amino acids)
Source: RefSeq, a predicted model, not a curated record
AAACUCCAUGAAUCCACAUCGCACAUUCAUGCCUUCCAAAACUAUGACAUCUACUUCAGGCAAAGCGAAUCCGCCCCAUUGCUUUUGUCGAAAACCAUCAACAGUCAUCUAUACUGAACUUGAGGGCAUUGUUUAUGAAUGUCACUAUACCAACUUGAACCUGUGGCUGGAGCGCCAUGUUUUGGUUUCGUCUCCAGCUGCGCAACAGGAUACCACAAGCAACAGCUCAACUACAUCUACUGUACAAUCUUCUCCAGUAUCGGCGCAUUCGCCUGCAUCACCAGCUAAUACGGCUAGCAGGAAUACUUAUACGCGAUCAUUAUCUGCAGGAGAACAUGAUAGGUCUCCUGUUUUUAAAGAGGUGAAUGAAAUCAUUAAGGACCUUGCGGCUCAUACGAAUGAAGAAUUGGCGUCCAGCUGGGAAAUAUUUUUACAAAAGCGUCCAACCAACAGGAGCACAAAUGGAAAUUAUAAUAAUGACAAUAACAAUACCAAUAAUACCAAUACCACCAUCAAAAACCAUAACACAAGCAGUACAUUCGAUCAGCUAUUCAUAGAGUGGAAACUUCAGAACAUUACACUUUCACUACCACCCAAGCACAAGCAUCAAAAAUUAGUAUGUGGUUUUCAUAUGCAUGCCUCUAUUUGGGAGGCAUUCAAGGACCUUGCCUGGGACCCCACACGUGACAAUAGGCAGCAUUCGCUUUCUUCAGAAAAAAAGGCCUUGGCCUUGCUACAGAGAGACCGGGUAUGUGCUCGAAAGCACCACGGGCUUGUAUUUAAGCAUCGAGAUAUGCACGAUCAGCUUAUAAGGAUGGCAGAAGAGACAAAGUGUGAUGCACAUGCCCAAACGAUAGGCCGAUGGACUCAUUGGAGAGAGAAAGUAUGUUAUCGUAGAAGCUCCCCAUCAGGAGGAGCACCAGCAUGCUUCUGUGGCAGGCCUAUGAAAUGUUCGCUAUCGCAUCCUGGAGGACAUGAUUCAGCGAUUUCAUAUUUUUGUGCAUAUCGCCUCGAGGAUGGUAAGAGAGGCUGCAGUCGAGUGUUGAAUGCGGGGAAAUGGCUUCGGUGGCAGCCGCUGGAUCCCAUUCAUACGUUAGCUUCGCAUCACAAUGCUCAGCCUGGUGAUGAUAUUAAAAAAGAGGUGACUGUCAGUAUUGAAGCGGACAAAGAAUCCAACUCUGAAGAUGAAUUAGAUAGGCCACUGCACGAUAACGACUCUCUAAAUGUUGGGGAUCCUAUGAAACAGGAGUCAGAGAGCGAGCAGGAGUCCGAUGAUGGUGGAGAGGGAUGGGAUCAACCAGCUAAUCACGAGUCUUUCGCACCGUGUACAUUAAAACCCCUUGCAUUGCCUGCUGGGUUAAUAUAUGAUGGGACCGGAUGUAUAGAAAGGAUAAAUGCUCCCCGGAUGAAGGCCUCAUUACCCAUUCACACUUUUGAUCAGUCGAUGGCAUUGGAUGCUCUAGUGAAGCAACUGGAAGACCGAAGCGAUUCGCUAGUAACAGGUGAUACAAUUACCUUGGAUGAACUAAAGCAACUGGAAUUGCGACUAAAAAGGUGGCAAGACUCAUGUGGUCGCCUUCAAGAUUACUCGAGGGGUCUGCACGAGGAUGGCCUCGAUAAUCCUACGUUGACUUGUCGAGUUUGCAAAGAGGGGAUUCUUCAACGAGCGGUUGCUCCUUGUUUCCAUCUAGCAAUGUGUGAUCGAUGUAUCCGUAACCAUACACAUUGCGUUGUUUGCCACACGAAAAUUGAGAGUACUCCGAGGAUAUAUUGGGGGUGAAAUCUGUUGAGUGUGAGCAAGGGCAUUGUCAUAUUCUAUAGACAAUAACAUUAAAGUCAAUCUCCA